GUUGCUCUCUCUGCUCAAUGUAGUCAGGUUGGGUGGUAAGAGGGGAAUGUAUAGCAGAGACGAUGGGUCUUACAGAGUGUGGGAGAUGAGAGUGUGAGAGUUUUUUAGGAACAAGAGUGCGGAGCACAAGUGUGUGUGUGUGUGUGAAUAUCCGUGGGGGUGAGCUUCUCUUGUGUCACAUUCCAGCUUCCAGGGCUCGAUCCCUGCCUGUUGAGAGACGGACCUGGAAAACUGUGAUUGGAAGCUGGAAAGUCUUUUAAAACUAUCCCUAUAUCUCUUUGUGACUUCAUAUUGUUGCUGUAGGAGUGACUCCCCCUCUGCUGCUGUUGUUUUUGGGUCUCUGGGCUUUGGAUAGUGGUCUCACUGGAGCCGCCCUGAUGCUCUUUCGGAUUACUACGGCAGAGGAGAGGAGGGGAGAGAACAUGGAACUUCAAGCGUGUUUCGUUGGAAGGGAUUUAUAAUCUGGAUCAUGGAUAUGUAGUGACAGAGAAGACUGCUGUCCUGUUCUCAGCUGAGGGGACCAGUGCAUAUUUCAUAGAAGACAGAAGAGAGAACCCAGUACAGACUUUAUGGAAGGGGGUAGCCAGAAAUUGUUUCCAUAAAACCAUACAGAAUUAAAGACCACAGUCAGCCAAGUCUGACUUAUACACAGAAGAUAUGAGCCUUGGCCUCUCUCAUGCCAGAGAGAGACAGUUAGUGACAUCAUCAUGAAUGCCCCGCCCACAGGAAGCCCCAGCCAAAAUAUGGAGGUGAAGGUGGUCUCCCAGGAGAUGGCUUUGUUUAGCAACGCCCUGGCAGCCUACACCUUCAUAGCAGACCAGCCUGAACGAGUAACUCUGGUGUUUGUUAGUGGUGUGUGUGUGGGUCUCCUCCUCACCCUCUGUGCCCUAGUGGUCCAGAUACACUGUCGCACUGACUGUCACUACAGUAACCGACGACGACAUCACCAUCAGCAUAGCAACAGGCAUCACCACCAUCACCAUGGGGACCAUCCCUGUCACCACCAUCCCCAACCUGGCAACCCUAACACAAGCAAUCCCGGCGUAACCACAGAGACGAGCAGAGACAGCGAAUCAGUGGACUGGGACGACGGGACUUCUGACCUAUCGGCUCGACGACGGAGGCGAUUUGAGAGAACGCUACUGCACACGAGCAUGUUCACAUCCAUAGAAGAGUUGGAGCGAGCUCAGAGGGUUGAGGAGAGAGAGAGGAUCAUACAAGAGAUCUGGAUGAACGGACAUCCCGACGUCAACACUGUCACACGCAGCCUCAACCGAUACUACUGACGGGGACAGAGAAAACAGAGGAGAAAGAGAUGGAUAGACAGACAAACGGACAAAGAGGAAGGAUAAUAUACACUUUUAGACAGGGUCGCAUCAAGAGGGUCAUGAAGCACAGGUGUGGACAGGACUGUUAGCCAGAGUGAGUGGGUACAAUGACACUGGGCCACAGGACCAUGGGUGUGUCUGAGAACACCAGACUGAUGUCACGACAGGUUAUGAACCCGGGUCCCCCAUUGGAGAAACCAACGUCUUGACCAUUAGACCAAGAGGAAAGGACCAAGAGCAACCAUGAACCUGACUCCACCACACUUAACCCACAGCUUUUAGAUCUGUGAUGAGGAGAAUGCCUCCCGAUUGUGGCCCAGGAUGGUUCCUCCGGGGUCAGACCCCUUUCAAAUACUGAGGUGGAUGAUGUCACCCCCUAGUGGACACCAUCCCCAUCACCGUUGACAAAGGCCCACAAUUCACCUCUGUGGAAAACUCUGAUUUCCUAGCCGAACGUACCGCACUACGUUUUACCUGACUGGCACGGUCAUACACAGCACGGUCAUACACAGCACGGUCAUACACAGCACGGUCAUACACAGCACGGUUCACUGCCAGGACAAGGACCACAGAGAAAACCUGUUAACUAAAACAUUUCAUGUGUGCCUUCACUCAAUCUUAAUGUGUAUUUAA
This is a messenger RNA of Oncorhynchus masou masou (cherry salmon), 1961 nucleotides long. RefSeq names its product protein eva-1 homolog A-like. The transcript is spliced from 4 exons. The record is from RefSeq and is a predicted model, not a curated record. The coding region runs from base 708 to 1286 and encodes 192 amino acids. NCBI's taxonomy places the organism in Eukaryota, Metazoa, Chordata, Actinopteri, Salmoniformes, Salmonidae.